Messenger RNA from Saccoglossus kowalevskii, 1128 nucleotides. RefSeq lists its product as uncharacterized. The record is from RefSeq and is a predicted model, not a curated record. Lineage: Eukaryota; Metazoa; Hemichordata; Enteropneusta; Harrimaniidae.
AUGCGCCCAAAAUCCACCAAAAAUGCGCUUUUUUAUCUUAUUGGUGGCACGCUUGCCGUUGUGAUCGUUUACACAAAAUCCAGAACGCUCGGCACUGCGUCAAACGAUCGGGUAAUCUUCCGGCAGUUGGGUGAUGAGAGAGGUGGUCGUGUGACUGUUAGACAGAACAUCUCCACAUUGACAGGGGGUCAAUACCUAUCGCACAAAGAAACCGAGGAGUCGAAUCCAUCGCCAGAUGAUCAGAUAAAUAUUUUGGAAGAACGCACGGGCGACGAUGUUAACACUGCCUCUGUGACUCGGACAUCAUUAUCGGACGCAUCCGUGAUGGACAUCUCUCGUAACUGGACUAACUCAGGCGAUAACGAGCGUCAAACGACCAAACCAACCUCACCAACAAAUACCAAUUUAUCAGCUGUUUUGCAUAAUCUGUCCUCGUUAGUGGCAUUAGCCAGUGCACCUGGGUCUGGCAACACCUGGGUGCGUCACCUAUUGGAAGAGGCAACGGGGCUUUUCACGGGUUCCGUCUACCUUGAUAAAAACCUUAAACGUGGAGGUUUCAUUGGGGAAAAAACCAAAUGGGAUUCUGGCAUGACGAUCGCCGUCAAAUCUCACGAGACGUGGCCGAGUAUUCGGAGAUUUUCGGGUGCCAUCGUUUUAGUUCGGAAUCCAUUCCAGUGCAUAAUCAGCGAAUUCAACCGAAAGUCUACGAGAAAUCACAACGCUCUUGCAGUGUGGACUGAAGAUACAAAAGACGAUGAAUUUUGGCAUUCGAUAGUCUCCAACCGAACGCAGUGGUGGGAAGACUUUGCAAACGCCUGGCUGACAACAUUUGACAAGCCAAUACUGGUAUCACGGUACGACGACCUUCUAAACAACACCAUUGCGGAGCUUACCCGUAUGUUGGACUUUUUGAAAAUACCCGGCGAUAAUCGGCGCUGGCAUUGUGUGCUGAACGACAUGGAAGGAAAAUUCCACCGUCACUCGGACGUGGAUCAAAAGCUCCAGUACGCGUCAUUUACACCCGAAAUGCGUAAGAGAAUCACGGCAGCGUUGGAUCGCGUGUCAGCACUUUUAGUGAAAAGGGGUUACACACCACCUGAACGGAUAUUGGAAUUAGAGCUUAGAUGA